Molecule: messenger RNA, 2584 nt
Organism: Toxorhynchites rutilus septentrionalis
Lineage: Eukaryota; Metazoa; Arthropoda; Insecta; Diptera; Culicidae
Product: sodium-dependent nutrient amino acid transporter 1-like
Exons: 6
Coding region: 544-2427 (627 amino acids)
Biological process (GO): sodium ion transmembrane transport
Cellular component (GO): membrane
Molecular function (GO): L-amino acid transmembrane transporter activity
Source: RefSeq, a predicted model, not a curated record
CCGAGAGGACAACCGCCAGUGCACACUAUGCCUCCCCAAGCCGGCGGGCGCAUAGUAAGGUAGCGGUUCCGUGGUUCCGAGUGGUCGCGCGGUGUUGAAGAGAUGGCGGAGACGGGAGACCAGCCGUUACGGCUAGCAGCAAAGAUUUUUAAUGGCAUAGUAGGUACACUAAACCCAAACGGCAGUUGGCUCUCGCGAGUGAACACAGCAGCAAAUUAAAGGUGAAUCAGUUCUCCUCCAGCGGUUGGAUCGAUUGGUAGCGUUUGUUUUUUCUGGUUUCAUCGAGUUCAAACUCGAGCCACUCGACGGAUCCUAUUACCGACUUGGCGCGCGCGCUUAGUAUCCGCUUCGGUUACGUCUCUGGGCACGUGUGAAAGUGAAUCGCUGUAAAGUGUAGCAACUGUAAAAUCAUAGACCUCGUAUCAUCGGAGAUUUGUGAAGAUAAUUUGUUCCGUGCACUGCGACAAUUUUUGGAUAAAAUAGUGUCGAUAGUGAAAGUGACUUGCGGUGGGAGAUUCCAAGAUCCGAUGAAGCUGAAUUGCCAUGGAGAACAACGCCUAUCUUAGUGAUGAUGUCAGUAGCGUCAAAAUCGAGGGAUUCACCGUGAUCAGCGAUCGUGCCGACAGACAGAACACAACGCUCGUUAAUGGAACUGCCAGCCAAGGCUACCACAAUAACAACGGCACAACGGAACCCCCUCCGACCACGGUACGAGAAAAAUGGGGUAAAAACAUCGAGUUUCUGCUAUCCUGCGUGGCCCUCUCGGUCGGGUUUGGCAACGUGUGGCGCUUCCCGUACACAGCAUUCAACAACGGCGGGGGAGCCUUCGUGAUACCCUACCUGAUAGUGCUGUUCAUCGUUGGUCGUCCCGUGUACUAUCUGGAGAUGGUUUUGGGCCAAUUCUCGAACCGGGGCUGCGUGAAGGUGUACGAUUUGGCGCCGGUGAUGCGUGGAAUUGGCGUGGGCCAAACGAUUGCCAUUUUCACGGUCAUCACCUACUAUGCGGCGGUGUUGGCAAUUACUUUCCGCUAUCUGGUGGCAUCUUUCAGUCUAGAACUACCGUGGGGUAAGUGUGACCCGGAGUGGGUGGACUGUGUGGAUUCCAGCUUCAUCGGGAUGGCAUCGGCGGGGAACAGGACACAGAUUCAAACGUCGGCUGAGUUGUAUUUUCGAAAUACUGUGCUGCACAAAGCCGCCUCAUUGGACGAUGGAAUUGGGACUCCAGAUUGGAGGCUCGUACUUUGCCUGGUUGUGUCAUGGACAUGUAUAGUCGCUAUUUUGAUUAGAGGCAUCAAAAGCUCCGGAAAGUUUUCGUAUUUUCUGGCAAUUUUCCCCUACAUUAUAAUAUUUGUGCUACUGAUUAGAUCCGUCACAUUGCCAGGAGCAUGGAAUGGUAUCAAGUACUUCUUCACACCCCAGUGGGACAAGCUUCUGACAAUCGAAGUGUGGUACGAAGCGGUGACUCAGUGCUUCUUCUCGCUGACCAUCUGCUUCGGAGGGCUGAUUGUGUACGCAUCGUUCAACGAUUUCCACAACAAUAUCUAUCGCCACGCCGUCAUCAUCACCUGGCUGGACACCUUCACCUCCCUGAUCGCUGGCUGCAUUGUGUUCGGCAUCAUCGGUCACCUGGCACACGUUACCGAGCAGCCGGACAUCCAGAAGGUGGUCAAAAGUGGACCUGGGUUGACCUUCGAAACAUACCCAGACGCCAUCGCUAAGUUCGAUUUCCUGCCGCAACUGUUCUCGAUACUGUUCUUCUUCAUGCUGUUUCUGCUCGGCAUCGGUACACUGAUCGGCAUCGUCACCUCUGUCAUCACUGCCAUUCACGACCAGAACCCUCACUGGAAGCGCUGGAAGGUGGUUCUGGUGGUUUCGUUUGUGGGAUUUUGCAUUGGGCUGGUGUACAUCACUCCGGGCGGUUUGUUUAUUCUGGAUCUGUUGGAUUACUACGGGGCAACUUUUGUAACGCUAACGCUUGCCGUAUUUGAACUGCUGACAUUCGCGUGGAUCUAUGGAGUUGAUAGGGUCUGUAAAGACAUCGAAUUCAUGCUGGGAGUGAAGACUGGGUUGUUCUGGAGGAUUUGCUGGGGUAUUGUAACACCGAUUGUGGUGCUGGUUAUCCUGUUAGUCAGUAUUGUUAACUACGUUCCGAAGGAACUCCCGUCGGGAUAUAAUGCACUUGGUUGGUGUCUCUACACGGUGGCCGUGCUGCAACUUCCCGCCUGGGGCAUCUACGCAUGGUUCAAAGACCCGAGCAGUGAUCCAUCGAAGAAGGUGAAAAACAUCUUCAACUGCAUGAGUGAUUGGGGACCAGAGGAUCCAAUUGUUAGGUCAAAGUACAACACCUUCAUCAGUGAGCACGAAGCUGAUUCACCUGCCGAAGAUUUCCGGGUGGACAAAUUCAUCCGAAGAAAACUGUUCAAAUAAUCGAUUUAAAGUCGACGCCAGUGCAAAUACGAUGUUUUCAUUUUUAUGAGAUUGUGAUAUUUGAUAUUUAAAUUAGAGUUGACGUGCGAAUGCAAAUGAGAAAGAAAAAUAAGUAGAGUAAACUAAUUAAAAACUUCGAAUCGAGCGAUGAAAUGUG